Salvia hispanica is the source of this 1718-nucleotide messenger RNA. RefSeq names its product putative N-acetyltransferase HLS1. Lineage: Eukaryota; Viridiplantae; Streptophyta; Magnoliopsida; Lamiales; Lamiaceae. Gene Ontology annotation, molecular function: acyltransferase activity, transferring groups other than amino-acyl groups. The record is from RefSeq and is a predicted model, not a curated record.
UCAAGUAUAAAAAGCGCACGAAAUGAAUCAGUUUCCCCACGAGAAAGAGAGGGAGUGAUGAUCAGUAUAGCAAUAACAACACCUCCGCCGCCCUUUUCACCUUAAAAUCAUACAGAUUUCCCUCAAAAGAUCUCCUUCACCCACACGUUAUCCCACCCUCGAUUUAACCAACCUUUCCCAACAACGCCUCUAUAAAUCCUCAUUCAUUAUUCCCAAUCAUACACACAAACACAAAAAAUGGUGGCGGCAGCACCCGAUGGAGAAGUCGUGGCGGUCGUGGUCGUCCGAGAAUACGACGAGAAGAAAGACUCCGCCGCCGUCGAGCAAAUGGAGAAUCGCUGCGAGGUGGGCCCCAGCGGCAAGCUCUCCCUCUACACCCACCUCUUAGGCGACCCCAUCUGCCGCGUCCGCAACUCCCCCGCUUAUCUCAUGCUUGUGGCGGAGCUGGUGGUGGUGGGCGGCGGGCAGGACAAGGAGCGCCGCGAGAUCGUGGGCGCGAUACGCGGCUGCAUCAAGACGGUCACGUGCGGCACCAAGCUGUCGAGGUUAGCCAACAAAUCCAUCCCCAUCUACGCGAAGCUCGCGUACGUGCUGGGCCUCCGCGUCUCCCCGUCCCACCGCCGGAUGGGGAUCGGGCUGAAGCUGGUGCGGCGGAUCGAGGCGUGGUUCGGCGAGAACGGCGCCGAGUAUUCCUACAUGGCCACGGAGAACGACAACCAUGCAUCCGUCGCCCUCUUCACCGCCAAAUGCGGCUACUCCAAAUUCCGCACCCCUUCCAUCCUCGUCCACCCCGUCUUCGCCCACCGCCUCCGCCCCGACCCCCGCCUCGCCGUUAUAAAACUCUCCCCCGCCGACGCCGAAACCCUCUACCGCCGCCGCUUCUCCUCCACCGAAUUCUUCCCCCGCGACAUCGACGCCGUCCUCAACAACAAGCUCAACCUCGGCACCUUCCUCGCCGUCCCCGCCGCCGCCGGAGCCUUCACCUCCGCCGCUGAAUUCCUCUCCCACCCGCCGGAAUCAUGGGCGGUGAUGAGCGCGUGGAAUUGCAAGGACGUCUACAAGCUCGAGGUCCGCGGCGCGUCGCGCGUGAAGCGGGCCCUGUUCAAAACCACGCGGGCCAUUGACCGGGCCUUCCCGUGGCUCGGGCUGCCGUCAGUGCCGCAGGUUUUCAGCCCGUUCGGGUUUUAUUUUCUGUACGGGCUAGGAGGGGAUGGGCCGGAUGCCGUUAAAAUGAUGCGGGCCCUAUGCGGGUGGGCCCACAAUCUAGCUAAAGAUGGCGGGUGCGGAGUGGUGGCGACGGAGGUGGCGGAUAGCGAGCCGCUCAGGUUAGGAAUACCGCACUGGGAAAGCUUAUCGUGCGCCGAGGAUUUGUGGUGCAUUAAGCGGUUAGGGGAGGACUACAGUGACGGCUCUGUCGGUGACUGGACAAAGUCGCCACCUGGCACUUCCAUUUUUGUCGAUCCGAGGGAGUUCUGACCUGACCUGACCUUUUUAGUUUGGAUACAUCUAAUUAGACAAUAAUAGUAAGGAUAUGUUAAUUUUGAUGAUUAUCAGUGUUGUGGUGGAUGAUUAGUGGUAGUGGUGGAGGAAAUGGGAUAGGGGAUAUGAAUCAAACUUUUUCUUGUCUAGUUGCUGUUGUUGUAAAAGGGAAUAUCCCAAUCUUUUUCUGUAAAUGAAUGUAGUUCUUGAUUUAUUAGUAAUUUAGUGAGGUGGGAUUU